Messenger RNA from Electrophorus electricus (electric eel), 2081 nucleotides. It is a transcript of the gene gna12a, whose product is annotated as guanine nucleotide binding protein (G protein) alpha 12a. Gene Ontology annotation, molecular function: GTPase activity; G-protein beta/gamma-subunit complex binding; guanyl nucleotide binding. The record is from RefSeq and is a predicted model, not a curated record. Gene Ontology annotation, biological process: Rho protein signal transduction; adenylate cyclase-modulating G protein-coupled receptor signaling pathway. Gene Ontology annotation, cellular component: cytoplasm; heterotrimeric G-protein complex; brush border membrane. NCBI's taxonomy places the organism in Eukaryota, Metazoa, Chordata, Actinopteri, Gymnotiformes, Gymnotidae.
UCGUACAAAGUUUGAGCGCUGAAGAAUGGAUGGACGGUCUCACGCCCCGAAUGCUAACUUUGGGAAAUCAGAAAGCUAGUCUUGUUUGGUAAACGUUAUCUGGAAGAUAGGAAAGGUCUGUGAAGCUCUCAGAAAAAGAAGAUAACGACACAACAUUAAUGAAUAGGAGGUGGUAGCUUAAACUGAUCGUUUUUAUCUAAUUGAAAACUAUGGCUGGCGUGGUGCGCACCCUCAGCCGGUGUUUGCUCCCUGCCGAAGCCAGCCAUGAGAGGAGUAACAGCAAAGAUCGAGUCCAAGAUCGAGACGUGAACCAUGAACGAGAGGCAAAACGAAGGAGUCGUGAAAUCGAUGCUAUGCUUGCACGCGAGAGACGGUCAAUCCGUCGUUUAGUAAAGAUACUGUUGCUUGGAGCCGGAGAAAGCGGCAAGUCAACUUUUCUGAAACAAAUGAGGAUUAUCCACGGUAAGGAGUUCGACCAGAAAGCACUACUGGAUUUUAGGGAUACCAUCUUUGAGAAUAUAAUCAAGGGCAUGCGAGUUCUGGUGGAUGCCCGGGACAAGCUGGGAGUUCCCUGGCAGAACUCGGAGAACGAGAAGCAUGGCAUGUUUGUGAUGUCAUUCGAGAACAAGGCGGGCUCACCGGUGGAGCCCUGCACCUUCCAGCUAUACGUGCCCGCCUUGCAGGCACUGUGGGGCGACUCAGGCAUUCAGCAGGCAUAUGGGCGUAGGAGCGAGUUCCAACUGAGUGAAUCAGUGAAGUAUUUCCUGGACAACUUGGAUCGGAUUGGGCAACUGAAUUAUGUCCCAAGCCGUCAAGACAUCCUCCUGGCCAGGAAGGCUACCAAAGGCAUCGUGGAACAUGACUUCAUCAUCAAGAAGAUCCCCUUCAAGAUGGUGGACGUGGGCGGGCAGCGCUCACAGAGGCAGAAGUGGUUCCAGUGCUUUGACAGCAUCACCUCCAUCCUCUUCAUGGUCUCCUCCAGUGAGUACGACCAGGUUCUGAUGGAGGACCGCCGCACCAACCGCCUGGUGGAGUCCAUGAACGUCUUUGAGACCAUCGUCAACAACAAGCUCUUCUCCAACGUUUCCAUCAUCCUGUUCCUCAACAAGAUGGACCUGCUGGUGGAGAAGGUGGCCAAGGUCAGCAUAAGCAAGUACUUCCCCGACUUCCGUGGUGACCCGCGCCGCCUGGAGGAUGUGAAGACCUAUCUGGUGCAGUGCUUCAACCGCAAGCGGCGGAACCGCAGCAAGCCCCUUUUCCACCACUUCACCACAGCCAUCGACACAGAGAAUAUUCGCUUUGUCUUCCAUGCCGUCAAAGACACCAUCCUCCAGGAGAACCUCAAGGACAUCAUGCUGCAGUGACUAUGGUGCUACCUUGCCAGCCUUGACAGACAGAAACUUUGCCACUGAAAUUGUACCCCUCUGAAUGGAAACUGAUGCCAUCUGGACAUCAUUUUACCCACUUUGAGAUGGAUAGAUGUAUUUGUAUUAAAAAAGUAAUGAUGGCUGUAUUAAGCAUUAUUACAGCUUUUUGUAACAUGGACUCGAUCAGCUGUUUGGAAAAGAGACUGCUCUGAGCACUCUUAGCCCAUUGUAAUGACUUGUAGCACUAUGUAAAGAAUGAUCAAACUGAGGAUUGACACUGUGAAACUGUGUGCUUAGUGAAACUGAAGUUAGGACAGUAAAACAUGAAUAUGGAAAUAUUUAAAAAACACCACUGAGCCCAUCAGUGAACUUUGUAUAUGUGUGUCUAUGAGGAGCAGGAAGGAAACUAUAAUUUCAUAUAGUUUCAUCUUUUCAGGUCCUCUCAGAGUUUACUCAUUGUAUUUAAAGACAACUUUAGUCACGUUAAAGUGAAAUGAGUCACUGACUUCCUGACUUAGAACAAUGUGUUAUCUGAGUGUCUUCCUCUGAAAAACAUAACCCAAAUCCUUAUUAAAUAUCUAACAGUGGACUACAUCGGUGUAUAAAAUUGUCCAAAAAAGCAUCCCUGGGAAGGUUUGAGCAUUGUUUUUUAAUUGAAGAAUCUCAGAGCACCCCAACACGUUUGGUUCUAAAUAGUUCUUUUAAAAUUGCAUA